Messenger RNA from Paramecium pentaurelia, 910 nucleotides. The record is from the annotation of a GenBank genome assembly. Lineage: Eukaryota; Ciliophora; Oligohymenophorea; Peniculida; Parameciidae.
AUGAUAAAGUGUGUAAAAUCUGUGGUCAAAUUUAGUGGCAAUAUUAUAGCAGCUAUUGGUUUAGUUAUAUUAUGUUUUGGACUUUUUGUGUUAUACAAUGAAGUCGGAUUAGAUUAUUAAGGUAUUAACUAAAUUUUUAGAAAUAGAUCUAUAUUAUAAUUCUGCAGAUUGGUUAAAAACAUUACAAGAAUAUGGGUUUAUUAUUAUAGGAACUGUGAUCUUUUUAAUUGGUUGUACAGGAGUACAUGGAGCAAGGUAAAAGCCAAAAUGUUAGAAGACUUGCUUAAUGAUUUAUUAAAUUGGAGCUAUAACAUUUUUUAUGAUAUGUACAAGUUUAGCUAUAUUCACUUUGUUAUAUUCAAAUGAUAUUUUUGGAAAAGGUAAUCAAUUAAAUAUUUAAUAACUUUUAGAAUGUAAAGGUACUGUCUACUUUGAGGAAAUAGAUUCUCAAAUCAAAUUAGCAGAUUAACUCUUAUGUUCAAGUUAAUGUUAAUGUUAUAUCACUUAAGAAACUUUAAAUCUUAAUUAAAAAGCCUUUGCAGGAAAAAACUAUACAACUAAAGAAGAUCUUGAAAUAAAAAUAAAAUAGGUCUAAAAAUGUCCAUCAUACUAAAUUGAUUAAUAUGCUGCUUCUGCUUAAGUUAUGUAGGCAGCUGAAAAAUUAUUACAUUGUAGUGGAUGGUGCAAUCCUACAAAAUAUUAUAUUUUUAGUGAUAUCAAUGAUAAUUCAAAUGAAGGAUAGAGUUGUUUUAAGGAAACAAAGUAUUUUGUAGAAUCAACAGGAAAAAUCAUGGGUUAUAUAUUAUUAGGAUUAGGAAUAUUGUUUGGUUUGAAUGUUUUUUUAGUGAUCCUAUUAUGUUGUAAAAAAGAAAAUAGAAAUAGAAUUGAUUAUCUCAUGUAUGAAACUUGA